AAACAUCAAAUUUUCAUUUUUGGGUGAACUAUCCCUUUAAUCAGUAUAGCUAAUUUCAAAAGAUUUGUUGUGAGGAGUGCAGCAUUACAUUUUAAAGGGUUAGUUCACACAAAAAUGAAAAUUCUUCUCUGUAAUUUUUGGGUAAACUAACCCUUUAAAUUCAAAUGAGUCAUGAUUUAUAAUUAAAAUAAUUAGGUCAUGUUAAAUAUAGGCCUGCUUUUAAAUCCUAAACAUUAAGAUAUUUGGUUAAGGAAUAAAUAUGAUUGUAAAAAAAAUUUUUUAACUUUUUUUUUUUUUUUUUGUCUCCAUAAUCAGCAUGUAAUUCAUUAAUGUUUAAAUGUUUCCAGAAUGCCCAGUCCUCGAUUCUUCUUGUAGCUCCCACCCUGACACACUAUCAAUGUCCUCUGAGACUGAUGAAGGUGCUGGACCAAGCUCCAAGAAACCUCGUUUUGAUGAAGCUUUUGAGGCAAAACAGUUUGUCAAUAGCAUUUUGGAGGACAAGGCAGGUGGACACGUGAUUUUGGCUGAAUAUAAAGAACAUGGGAAACUCACGGACUCAACGCGGCGACUCUUGGUCAAUAUUGUAGUUGCAUACAUAACUGAUAAAGAAGGCCGUGUCCCUUCCAAAGAAACCAAAACCCGCUGUGCCUUGGGAAUUGUAACACUCUUUCCAGCACUCAAGGAUCCAUACUCAAAAACUGGAUAUGGUGGGACAGUGACAUGUCCUCUCUUUUACUCUUGGCUUUCCUUUUGCCACCUUCAGCUGGUGGUAGAAACAAAUCCACAAAGAUCAGCAUCAGGGAGGCAAUGGACUAUAUUGUGCAGUUUCACAAGUCUUGCUGCAGUCUAACUGAACAUGUUGAGAAGACUGAAGGCCUUCAGCCACAUCUCCUUGCAGUUGGCUCAGCGAAGAACACCAUCCAUGAUUUCUACAUUGUGCUUGAUGGACAACUCCUACCAUGUCAGGCAAAGUCUUCCCUUGCUGCUUUUGACGAGCUUUUUAAGGCAUAUUUUGUCUUUAGCGUAUCAUACCCCCAGUGCCUAAAUGCGAUGUUUACAUUCAUUCAGACAACGAUCUACAAGAUUGGCUUUGGGACAGUUCGUGAAACCCCUAGGGUUAAGGACUUAAGAGCCAAACUUCUGAAUUAGCUUAACUGUCUAGGAUUAAAAUGUUCCGCUGUUUUGUUUGCAAAGUGGUACAUUCAACUGUAAAUGACCUUGUUCGUCAUUUGAAACUUAUCCAUGCUUACUAUCCUGGGAAAAAAAUGAAUUUGAAAUGUGCACAAAAUGAUUGUAAAUAUAGCUUCAUGACUUAUGCCGGAUUUCGAAAACACUUCAGUGUUCAUAGAAAUGACUUUCUAGAACAAACAGAGACUGAAAAUCAAAUUCAUGGAGAUAAUGAACUAUCACAUUUAAAUGAUCACAAUGAACUGUUAGAGACAUCACUCAGUGAUAAAGGGAGUGUGCCUGACACUCAAGAAAUGUGUGCAUCCGUUAUCGCUAGAUUGCAAAAUAGCGGAGUAGCAACCAGUGUAAUAACUUCUGUAGUAUUGGAUAUGGAAGAACUGGUCCAUGAAAUGCAUUCUAAUAUUAAAAGUGAAGUAAUGAAUUUACUUCCUGUAGAUGAUUUUGCAACAGCAUCCAAAAUGGAGGACUGUUUUAAUAACCUGGAUAAUCCAAUCUGAGUUCAGAACACAAAUGGAAAAAAUAUUUCAAAAAAAAAUGGGCUGUUGUUGACCCUAUAGAGAUCAAGUUAGGGGUAAGAUUUGACAGUAGAUUGAAUCGGGUGACGCGGACAUAUGAUCAAGUCCCAGUAACUGACACAUUUAUUUACAUUCCCCUGUUGGACACCUUGAAGUUUAUUUUUAGGAAUGCAGAUAUAUGUAAACAUAUGUUAAGACCAAGUGGGAGUUCAACUGUUUAUAACGACUUUUGUGAUGGAAGUUAUUAUAAAAACCACCCGCUUUUCAGUAAACAACCAAAUGCACUUCAGAUACAGUUAUAUUAUGAUGACUUUGAAUCUGCUAAUCCGCUGGGCUCUAAGCAAGGCAUUCACAAAAUUGGAGCCAUUUACUUCAUUCUCAGGAACUUUCCACCAAAAAUGAAUUCAAAUUUAAUGAAUAUUCAUUUACUGUCAUUAUUCCAUGCUCAGGAUGUUAAGAAGUACGGAUUUGAUGCAAUUUUGCGGCCCCUUGUUGAAGAUUUGAAAGUCCUUGAAAGUUCAGGAAUUCAUGUUCCUUUUUCCAAAGAGCCCUUGUUUGGCACAAUUGCCCUGGUUACAGGGGACAAUUUGGGAAUGCACACUCUUCUUGGGUUCAUGGAAUCUUUCAGUGCCCAUUACUUCUGUCGAUUCUGUUUAGUAGACAAGAAAACUUCACAGUCUAUUUUCAGUGAAGACAACACUAAUGUUGUAUUACGAAACAAAGCUUUGCAAGAACAGCACUAUGCAGAUUUGUUAGCUGACCCUAACAUUACUUCGUCUUUUGGGGUUAAACGCACAUGUCUGCUAAAUGACUUGCAAUAUUUUCAUAUUUGUGACAAUUACGCUCCUGAUAUAAUGCACGAUAUCCUUGAGGGUGUCGGACAGUAUGAGAUAAAGUUACUUCUUGAAUAUCUUUCUGGCGUUAUAUCAAGACAAGGCAUAUGUAACAGAAUCUAUUCUUUCAACUAUGGCUACUUGGAAAGAAAAAACCGGCCUACUAGGGUAAACCUAGAGCAGACAGGGAAUGGUAUAGGACUGAAUGCCAUUCAGACAUUCUGUUUAAUUCGAAAUAUUCCUCUGAUAUUUGGAGACCUUGUUGAUGAGGAAAACAAACAUUGGCAUUUACUACUCUUGUUAUUGCAGGUAAUUAAUAUAGUGUUUUCUCCUGUAAUAACAGAAGGUAUGACCUACUAUCUGAAACAUCUUAUUGUAGAGCAUCAUAGUCUCUUUAAAGAAUUAUAUCCACAUAAAAAUUUGAUUCCAAAACACCACUACAUGUUACAUUAUCCUCGUUGCAUACGUAAAAUCGGUCCCUUAGUACAUGUGUGGUCGAUGCGAUUCGAAGCUAAACAUAAGUUUUUCAAAAACAGUAUAAGAAACUUUAAAAACAUCACAAAAUCCCUUGCAUUAAAACACCAGUAUGCUAUUGCUUUUCACUGGGAAAGUUUACCUGUUAGAAGUGUUGAAUAUGGGCCCUUGAAAAUUCUUGAUUUUGAGGAUUUACCAUACCGUGAUACUAUUCUUGAAAGGUACCCAAAUGUGUCUGAUGGUAAGAUCACCGUGACUUCAUGGUUAAAACAUUCUGGAACCGAGUAUCAUCCUGACCUAAUGGUUUGUUCUAGAAUGGAAAAUGACCUGCCUGUGUUCAGUAAAAUUACUGAAAUUAUCCUGAUGGAUGACCAAAAUGUUUUGGUCACUAAAGACUUUAAAACUGAUGGAUUUGUGGAGCAUCUUCAUGCCUACCGUGUGAGAGAACUGAAUGUUUUUUGUCUGUCAAGAGUUGAGGACCUUCCUUUUUACAGACAAUUUGACUUACAGGUAUCAUAUGGUUUUGAGGAACCAUAUUUGUACAUUGUUCCAGUGCACUGUUUUGUGCAUGAAGAUCUGUAAUCAUCUUGAACUUUGUUGUGGAGCACAAAAGCUAUAAUUAUUCGGUCAGUUGAACCGAUACUUGACUGCUUAUUGCUUUUCGGUAUGUUCAAGCUUAGUGUAUGAAAGAAAGUUUAAAGGAUUAGUCCACUUUUAAAUACACUUUUCCUGAUUAAAUUUACUCACCCCCAUGUCAUCCAAGAUG
This is a messenger RNA of Megalobrama amblycephala (Wuchang bream), 3776 nucleotides long. RefSeq lists its product as uncharacterized. The transcript has 5 exons. The coding region runs from base 1892 to 3592 and encodes 566 amino acids. Lineage: Eukaryota; Metazoa; Chordata; Actinopteri; Cypriniformes; Xenocyprididae. The record is from RefSeq and is a predicted model, not a curated record.